CCUACUGGUCAAAAGUUGAACACAUCUUGACCUCCUUGUGCAAUAUCCUCCAUUUCCUUUGUCAAAAAUGAAACAAAUACGGGGCGGCGGGGUACGGAAAGUGCUAAUGAUACCACCUUGGCGGUUCAUCGAGUCCUUAGAACAGCUUAGAUGGCGUCAAGGAACGGCACGAAAAGCGUGAUAAUCUUUGCAUGCAUCAACGGAUCAAGGCAUAUGGGGGGCGGUGGACGGCGAAGAAGCUAUGGCGGCAUUUUCGCCGCGUUUUGUGUUUGUACGAUCACGCUGAAGAAGAGAGUCGAUUUGCGUUUUGAAUUUUUUGCGUUUUGUCGGCCUGAGAACCGAGCUAUUGCUGGUUCUCGAGCUAUCUGCAUUCUGGAUUGGAGACGAAAGGGUCUUCCGAAUCGAAUCGCCCGCGAUCAGAGUUUGGGAGAGUGUGAUUGGGCGCUCGAUGGGAGAUCCGAAAGGGGCGACCAAAACGAGCCAACAAGAAACACCAUUUCAUUCGCUGCGCGCGGCAUCUGUGAUCCGUCGCGAUUCAUCGGAUAUGUUUCAUCACACACAAAAGGAUGCAAACGACACGGCACGUGUUACUACAACUUCAUACGAAAGCGAUGAAGCUAUAUUCGAGAGACUCAUAGCUAGCUUUUCGACCACGAGACACAAGUUGUUUGCUUUGUCUGGCCUAUCAAAUCAAGAUCUUACCAGAUUUGGAACCGAGUUCUCUUCUGUGUACCCUUCGCGCUGGAAACAGCCUUGUUCACAAUGUGCUUCGUGAAAGCAGGUACCUAU
This is a messenger RNA of Colletotrichum phormii, 789 nucleotides long. RefSeq lists its product as uncharacterized. The coding region runs from base 151 to 615 and encodes 154 amino acids. The record is from RefSeq and is a predicted model, not a curated record. Lineage: Eukaryota; Fungi; Ascomycota; Sordariomycetes; Glomerellales; Glomerellaceae. The transcript has a single exon.